AUGUCUGACUGUACCACUUCAACUCCGAACGGCGCGGUAUGUAGCGGCUCUACUCCUAAGCCUUGCGAGUCGACUCUGCCGUGCAAGGAGAAUACUGGUUGGAGGAGGCUUGUACGCAAUUUCACACCAUCAUGGUUCGCCGUUUGUAUGGGUACAGGCAUCGUUGCCAUAUUGCUUCAUAACUUUCCUUACCAGGCACUAUGGCUUCGGUAUAUCUCUUACAUUUUCUUCGUGCUUAAUGUUGUUCUGUUUAUUGUCUUCCUUGGUAUAAGCAUUGCACGUUAUGUGUUGUAUCCAGAGAUUUGGUCGGCGAUGCUCGCCCAUGCUGGCCAGAGUUUGUUCCUAGGAUGCAUGCCCAUGGCCUUUGCAACUAUCAUCAACAUGAUGGUGUUUUGCUUACAGCCAUGGGGAGAAUGGGUAAUAUAUCUAGCUUGGGCAUUCUGGUGGGUUGAUGUUUGGCUCUCCAUUGCCACUUGCAUCACGAUGCCCUUCAUCGUCAUGCACCGCCAUCGCCCUGGCCUCGAAAACAUAACAGCUGCACUCCUGUUACCCAUCGUACCAGCAGUGGUUGCAGCUGCUACUGGAGGAAUCGUCGCAGAGGCUCUUCCCAAUCAUCACCAUGCGCUUACAACUCUGGUGGCCUCGUAUGUACUCUGGGGCAUCGGCGAGUUGUUCUCGGCCUGUGUUUUAGCGUUAUACUUCCAUCGGCUGACCAUUCACUCACUUCCUCCGAAGGAGGUGAUAACCUCGUCUUUUCUCCCCAUAGGACCGCUCGGUCAAGGAGCUUUCGGCAUUCAGCAACUCGGCAAAGUUGCUAUGCAGGUGCUUCCCAAGACCAAUGCGUUUGGUGAUGUUGCGGUUCGAGCUGGUGAGAUACUCUAUGUCCUUGGAGUAUUCCUCGCCCUCAUCAUGUACGGUUUUGCUCUGGUCUGGCUGGCUUUCGCCCUCAUCAGCAUUGCUACAAAACCCCCGUCGUUCAGUAUUGGUUUCUGGGGAUUUACUUUCCCACUUGGUGUAUUGGCAACCUGCUCAAACUUAUUGGCAGAAAACCUUGAUAGCGAAUACUUCAAGGUUUCCACGGCGAUGAUAGCCCUCUCUGUGAUAUUGUUGUGGAUUGUGGUAGCGACUCGAACCGCCAAGCUUGCUAUCACAGGCGAAAUGUUUCACGCACCUUGCUUGAAGGAUCUUCGUGACAAGUCUCAAGCUGCAGGCUCAGACAGAAGAGUCUAG
Molecule: messenger RNA, 1230 nt
Organism: Fusarium mangiferae
Lineage: Eukaryota; Fungi; Ascomycota; Sordariomycetes; Hypocreales; Nectriaceae
Exons: 4
Coding region: 1-1230 (409 amino acids)
Biological process (GO): sulfite transmembrane transport; transmembrane transport
Cellular component (GO): plasma membrane
Molecular function (GO): sulfite transmembrane transporter activity
Source: RefSeq, a predicted model, not a curated record